AAUCUUCACUCGAUCCAGUUGUGUUAAGAAUCGGCGAAAAAAGACGGAAAUAAUCGGAGCCAGUCGUUUUCCCGCUGGUAGAAAGACGUGAACCGUGCGAGCCACAGCAAUGGACGUCUUGCAUUAUAGUAAAAUGGCCAAAAAGUUGAUCAGCGUGUUUUGCACACUGUGCUUGCUUUUUGAGUUCACGGUCGAGCAAGGCGCAAAUGAGAAAAAGGACCAGGAAUGCUACAACUACGCCGGAGGACACGUUUACCCUGGCGAGGCUUUUCGCGUUCCCGUGUCCGACCAUUCCUUGCAUCUCAGCAAAGCAAAAAUCUCUAAACCCGCACCACACUGGGAGGGAACAGCUGUCAUCAGCGGAGAGUUCAAAGACCUGAAACUAUCUGACUAUAUAGGAAAAUAUUUAGUCUUCUUCUUCUAUCCCCUUGACUUCACUUUCGUAUGUCCCACUGAGAUCAUUGCGUUCAGCGACCGGGUGAAUGAGUUCCACGCCAUCAAUGCUGAUGUUGUGGCAUGUUCUGUCGACUCACAGUUCACCCACCUGGCCUGGAUUAAUACCCCCAGGAAGCAGGGAGGUCUUGGACCACUGAAAAUUCCCCUCCUGUCUGACCUCACACACCAGAUCGCCAAGGAUUAUGGCGUCUACCUGGAGGACCAGGGACACACACUCAGAGGUCUGUUCAUCAUCGAUGGUAAAGGCAUACUGCGGCAGAUCACUAUGAACGAUCUGCCUGUGGGUCGCUCCGUGGAUGAGACGCUCAGACUGGUGCAGGCCUUCCAGUACACGGACAAGCACGGAGAAGUUUGCCCAGCUGGCUGGAAACCGGGCAGUGAAACGAUUAUUCCUGACCCCUCUGGCAAACUGAAGUAUUUUGACAAACUGAACUAACAUCUAUGUUUUACAUUUGCCAUUGCUGUGAGUGCUCUAGGUGUACAGCUGUGUGCUAAGCACAGAAUAAACAGGGUUUUUGAUAGA
Messenger RNA from Electrophorus electricus (electric eel), 979 nucleotides. It is a transcript of the gene prdx4, whose product is annotated as peroxiredoxin 4. Gene Ontology annotation, biological process: hydrogen peroxide catabolic process; cell redox homeostasis; cellular response to stress. Lineage: Eukaryota; Metazoa; Chordata; Actinopteri; Gymnotiformes; Gymnotidae. Gene Ontology annotation, molecular function: thioredoxin peroxidase activity. Gene Ontology annotation, cellular component: cytosol; endoplasmic reticulum. The record is from RefSeq and is a predicted model, not a curated record.